Molecule: messenger RNA, 741 nt
Organism: Arachis duranensis
Lineage: Eukaryota; Viridiplantae; Streptophyta; Magnoliopsida; Fabales; Fabaceae
Product: putative protein FAR1-RELATED SEQUENCE 10
Exons: 1
Coding region: 1-741 (246 amino acids)
Source: RefSeq, a predicted model, not a curated record
AUGGAUUUCAGGCGUUCGUUUAACAAUGAGGGUGAAGACUCGAUUAGGAGUACCUCCGAUGAUAGUUGCGGACAUUAUUGUGCGAGUGAUGAUGAAUACAACGACGAUGAAUACCUCGAGUGCAAUGAGGGACGCGAAAGCAAGGAAAAAGGUGUAGGGGUUGCCGUUGAUUGUAAUGGGUCGGGUGAUGCAGAUGAUGCGGCAGAGGGUGGUCUCUGUCGGCCAGUCGGUGCGAAUGACUUCUUGGGAAAAGAGUUUGCGACAGAGGAUGAUGCUUAUGCUGCCUACAAGGAAUUUGCUAAAUUAAGAGGUUUUGGAGUUCGGAAGGGAGAUGUAGCUCGUGUGAAUGUGGUGUUGAUUAGGAGAGAUUUUUUUUGCCAUCGACAAGGUAGAAGACAUCGUAAGCACUCUGACUGUCCUGAGCGAGUAAGGGAGGAGAGGUUGGAGAGUUGCACGAACUGUAAGGCAAAGAUGAAGAUUUACUAUGAUAUACAAGAUAAUGUGUGGAGGGUCAAGACCAUCGUGGACGAACACAACCACGAACUUGCCCCAACAGUGUUCGCACGUCUCUUUCCUAGUCAUCGGAAGAUGAGUGACGGUGACAAGGCACAGGUGGCAUGCUCCAGUUUACAAAACAGGAUCUGUAUAAUUAUGUGCACGGGCAAAAGAUUGCGUGAAUAUACAAUGGCGACGUCGCGGCGACUAUCAGUUACUUGGAGGAAAAGGCAAAUGCUGACAUGA